Messenger RNA from Metopolophium dirhodum (rose-grain aphid), 1609 nucleotides. It is a transcript of the gene Prdm13, whose product is annotated as zinc finger protein 563. Gene Ontology annotation, cellular component: nucleus. The coding region runs from base 74 to 1339 and encodes 421 amino acids. The transcript has 5 exons. NCBI's taxonomy places the organism in Eukaryota, Metazoa, Arthropoda, Insecta, Hemiptera, Aphididae. The record is from RefSeq and is a predicted model, not a curated record.
CCAGCGACCAUCCGCCGAGCAGGUCCUCCGCGCGACAACAUUUCAAUAAUAUAACAAUAAUAAUAAUACGCCUAUGAUCGGGAAGACGCUCGCCGCUUAUAGUGACCGCCGCCGUGACGAUACAAGACUGCACAUGCAACACCGGGGGGAUCAGACGCCGUCGGACGGCAAACAGACUUUCGUAGCCGCCUCGUACUUGCCGGCCAACUGCGGUACGACAACCGUCGACGUGGCGGAUGUGCUCUGCAGCGGAAGCCUGCACUCGUCGCCACCAAGAAGUGAUGAUGCGUCUUCUCCGACGACCGGAAGUAAAACGGCGCUCUCGGUGUGCGUGGACGACGCGGGACGACUGGUGUGCGCGGCCGGUGGCCGCUGUCCCGCGGCCGGCUGCAGCUGUUGGAUACUGUCCGUGCCGCUGGCCGACGACUGUCACGCGUACAACUGCCGGCUGUCGCUCCUGGCCGCCGGCACCGUGGGGCUGCGCACCACCGCCGCCGUGAUGCCCGGACAGCCGCUCAAGAUGUGGUUCCCGCCCGAUCUCCAACUAAUGCUGCACGUGCCGUUUCUCACGCCCGUCAACAUAAGAGACGAGAGAAAGUACGUCUGCCACAAGUGCGGUUACACGUGCGAAAAGCCCAACCCGCUGAAAAUCCACAUUGCGCUGGACUGCGGCAGACGACCACGCGCCAAACUCUGGUCCAGGCUGGCGGCCGACCACUGCGCGAGCGGCCGGACGAUCGAAGCGUCGUUCCGGUUCAGCCUGACGCCGGCCGAAUCGCGGGCGCCCUUGUCGUCUGCCUCCGCCGACUCGGCGUUCCGGCCUUACUCGCCCGAGUCGUCGGCCAGCAGUGGCGGCGGUCCGGCGCCCCCGUCGCCACUGCGGCCGCCGCCGCCCGCACCGCCGUCGUCUUCGUCAUCGUCCGACCGAACGCCACUGCAGGACGGACAGCUCCGACAGGUGAUCGGCGGCAGCGACACGGCGUUCUUCGACAGGCGUUGCGCCGAGAUGGAAACCAUCGUCAGCAACCUCGGCCACUCCGACCAAGGACACCUGUGCAUAUACUGCGGUAAAGUCUACUCCAGGAAGUACGGGCUCAAGAUUCACAUCAGAACUCACACCGGUUUCAAGCCGCUUAAAUGCAAGUAUUGCUACCGACCGUUCGGCGACCCAAGCAAUUUGAACAAACACGUGCGGUUGCACGCCGAAGGAGACACUCCUUAUAAGUGCGAUUGUUGCGGGAAAAUCCUGGUGCGCAAGAGAGACCUCGACAGGCACAUGAAGUCAAGGCACGCACAAGUUUUACAGAAAAACGUGUAUAAAAUGCACGUACCUGUAUGACAACGCACUAUUUUUUCCUAAACAGGAAAUUAAUCUUAAUGUAUUAUUAAUUGUUAAAAUGUUUGUGAUAUUUUAUUCUUUAAAUUCAAAUGUAUAAUAGUAUUUAACACGAAUCUAAAAUUUGAUGAUUUUAUGUAAUUGUCGAGACAAUAUUUAAAUUUGGUCAUGCUCAAUACACUUUUGUAAUAUUAUAAAUAUAUAACCUAUAAGGCUGUUAUUUUGUACACAUAGUUUAAUAAAUGAUAUUAUUAAUGAUGACUGAACUUUAAA